CACAUGGGGGUGCGGGUGUGCAGGUGCCAAGCGCCAUGGGUUAGGCCCGAUAUUGGAGUCCGGCCGCCCCCCGACAGCAGCCGCCUCCUGCUCCCCGCGCGCCCCAGGCGCCACCAUGUCGGGCGACAAACUUCUGAGCGAACUCGGCUAUAAGCUGGGACGCACGAUAGGCGAGGGCAGUUACUCCAAGGUGAAGGUGGCCACGUCCAAGAAGUACAAGGGCACAGUGGCCAUCAAGGUGGUGGACCGGCGGCGCGCGCCGCCCGACUUCGUCAACAAGUUUCUGCCGCGCGAGCUGUCCAUCCUACGGGGCGUGCGACACCCGCACAUUGUGCACGUCUUUGAGUUCAUAGAGGUGUGCAAUGGGAAGCUCUAUAUCGUGAUGGAGGCGGCUGCCACCGACCUGCUGCAGGCAGUGCAGCGCAGCGGGCGCAUUCCCGGGGGUCAGGCGCGUGACCUCUUCGCGCAGAUCGCUGGGGCUGUGCGUUACCUGCAUGACCACCACUUGGUGCACCGGGACCUCAAGUGCGAAAAUGUGUUGUUGAGCCCCGACGAGCGCCGCGUGAAGCUCACUGACUUUGGCUUUGGUCGCCAGGCACACGGCUAUCCUGACCUGAGCACCACCUACUGCGGCUCGGCCGCCUACGCGUCGCCUGAGGUACUCUUGGGUAUCCCAUACGACCCCAAGAAGUACGACGUGUGGAGCCUGGGCGUCGUGCUCUACGUCAUGGUCACCGGGUGCAUGCCCUUCGACGACUCGGACAUCGCUGGUCUGCCCAGGCGCCAGAAGCGUGGCGUCCUCUACCCCGAUGGCCUCGAGCUGUCCGAGCGCUGCAAGGCCCUGAUCGCAGAACUGCUGCAGUUCAGCCCGUCCGCCAGGCCCUCAGCGGGCCAGGUAGCGCGCAACGGCUGGCUGCGUGCUGGGGACUCCAGCUAGACGCCGGGGUUCCCGCCAUUCCCGCCGCCCCGAGCACUGCGCAAGCGCAGUGCACGCGCGCCAGGCGCGCUUCGGUACCCCCGCGAAGCCGACACGCGCCUCUGGGCACGCGCACUUCCCCCCUUUUUCCGGUCUCUGGAGGUCCCGGGCGGUAGUCGCCCCUGCUUAGAAUCUAGCUCCCCUCCCCACGAUCCCGAGAGCGGGAGGGUGCAAGCGCUUCCUCUGUUCCCCAAGAGAAGGCCUCGGGAGGGGAAGGGACGAGAAGAAAUGGAAGCAUUGCGACAGCGCGGAAUGAGCGAUGGCUGCAGGCAGGCGUUGGCUACCUGGAGGAGCUGCCAGCGAGUGGACGCGUGUGGAGGGCGUCCUUCUUUAGGCAGCCACGCAGGCUGGUGGGGGAAGGCACGCUCCGGGCGCUGCCUCCUUGGAACUUGCAAUAAACUCGCUCUUCCUCGCAGCU
Leptonychotes weddellii (Weddell seal) is the source of this 1394-nucleotide messenger RNA. It is a transcript of the gene TSSK6, whose product is annotated as testis specific serine kinase 6. Lineage: Eukaryota; Metazoa; Chordata; Mammalia; Carnivora; Phocidae. The record is from RefSeq and is a predicted model, not a curated record. Gene Ontology annotation, biological process: intracellular signal transduction; protein phosphorylation; microtubule cytoskeleton organization. Gene Ontology annotation, cellular component: cytoplasm. Gene Ontology annotation, molecular function: tau-protein kinase activity; ATP binding.